CUGUCCAGUGUGCAAGGAGGUUUUAAGGGAUCCAGUCCAGUUCAUGUGUGGACAUGAGUCCUGCAAACAGUGUGUCACUUCAGAUUCACCAGCAGAGGACUCCUGUCCACAGUGUGGAAAGAAAUCCAGAAUAACAUUGAAAAACCUGAAAGAUACUGAAGAUGACAAUGGUGACAUCAAACUGUUUGAGGCAAAGAAGACAUGGAAAGAAGCGAUGCAAAAAAAAUUUUUUUUGGUGUCUGAAGGUAAUGGUGACAAGCCGAGUCCUUUGAACAACAUCUAUACAGAGCUCUACAUCACCACUGGGGAGAGUGAAGGGCCUCGUACAGAGCAUGAGUUCAGAUAUGGCACAAGUAAACUGGAAACGUGUUCAUCAGUCAGUCUGAGUGACAUCUUCAGACCGUUGCCUGAUCAAGACAAACCUCACAGAACAGUUGUGACGAAGGGCGUCGCAGGAAUUGGAAAAUCAUUUUCUGUGCAGAAAUUAAUUCUUGACUGGGCCGAAGAGAAGGCAAACCAGGAUCUAGACUUUGUUUUCAGUCUUGCUUUCAGAGAGCUGAAUUUGAUUACAGGUGAAAAAAACCUACAUGAGCUCCUGACUUUAUUUCACCCCACACUGUCAGAACUCAAAGAUUCAGUGGAUUAUACCAAAACCAAGACUGUCCUGAUCCUGGACGGUCUGGAUGAAAGCAGGUUUCAGCUGGACUUUGAAGGCACUAAGACUAUAACAUCUGUCAAGGAAGCAGCACCUGUGAGGGAUCUCCUAGCAAACAUCAUCCAGGGUAACCUUCUUCCUGAUGCAAACCUCUGGAUUACUUCCCGUCCAGCAGCAGCCAAUCAGAUCCCUGCAGAACAUGUUGACAUGAUGACAGAGAUAAGAGGUUUCAAUGAUCCUCAAAAAGCUGAAUACUUCACGAGGAGAUUUACUCAUGAUCCAGAUCUUGCUGACAGAAUCAUUAAACAUAUUCAGUCUUCACAGAGUCUCAACAGCAUGUGUCAGAUCCCAAUCUUCUGCUGGAUUUCUGCAGUGUUAUUCCAGGAAGUCUUUGGAGGAGACGAGAAAACUGAAAUUCCUCAAACUCUUACAGAAAUGAUGGCACACUUUCUCUGUGUCCAAACAAAACACAGAAGUAGAAAAUAUGACAAGAAGGUUGAGACAAACAAAGAGAAGCUUCUGAAAACACAGAGGAAAUUUCUUCUGAAACUCGGCAAGCUUGCAUUUGAGCAGCUGCUGAAGAACAACCUCAUCUUCUAUGAGGAAGACCUGGAGGCCUGUGGCAUUGACAUUAAAGAAGCAUCCAUUGACUCUGGAUUUUGCACCACAGUUCUUCGAGAAGAAAAAAUAAUUUUCCAGAAAAAUGUCUUCUUCUUUGUGCAUCUGACUGUGCAGGAGUUCUUUGCAGCUCUCUACAUCUAUGACUGUGUCACUAACAAUGAUACUAAAGAUCUCAGCAUCUUCUUUGAUUUAAAGGACAAGGAGCAUACUUUAAUUGAACUUCUUAAAAUAACAGUAGACAAAGUGCUGGAGAAGAAAAAUGGCCACCUGGACUUCUUCCUGAGAUUCCUCCUUGGCCUCACAGUUGAACCCAACCACAGAGUCCUUCAUGGUCUGCUGACUCCAACAGAUCGAAGCCAAGAUACUGACAAGAAAAUCUUGACUCACAUCAAAUCUAUGCGAAGGAAGAACCUCUCUCCAGACAGCUGCAUCAACCUUUUCCAGACUAUGGUCGAGAUGAGAGAUCACAAAGUCAAAGAUGAGAUUCAGGAAUAUCUCAAAUUGUCAGAUCAUUCAAAAACAGAGUUGACUCCCCUGCACUGCUCUGCACUGGCCUACAUGCUGCAGGUAUCAAAGAACGAUUUGGAAGUCUUGGACUUAAAGAGUUACAACACAUCAGAUGAGGGCAGACGAAGGCUGAUACCGGCAGUGAGGAGCAGCAAAAAGGCCUUACUAACAGACUGUAAAGUAAGUGAAGAGUGGGUUGAUCAUCUGGUCGCUGCUCUCAAAUACCCCUUCUCACCGCUGAGAGAUCUGGACCUGAGCAACAAUGACCUGAAAGAUUCAGGA
Molecule: messenger RNA, 2065 nt
Organism: Neolamprologus brichardi
Lineage: Eukaryota; Metazoa; Chordata; Actinopteri; Cichliformes; Cichlidae
Source: RefSeq, a predicted model, not a curated record